Euleptes europaea (tarantolino) is the source of this 1346-nucleotide messenger RNA. RefSeq names its product creatine kinase, mitochondrial 2 (gene CKMT2). Bases 81 to 1340 code for a protein of 419 amino acids. NCBI's taxonomy places the organism in Eukaryota, Metazoa, Chordata, Lepidosauria, Squamata, Sphaerodactylidae. Gene Ontology annotation, biological process: phosphocreatine biosynthetic process. The transcript has 10 exons. The record is from RefSeq and is a predicted model, not a curated record. Gene Ontology annotation, cellular component: mitochondrion. Gene Ontology annotation, molecular function: creatine kinase activity.
UGGUUCAGUUCCCAUUUCUUGACUUGUAAGCGACAGGACGUGUGUGGUUUGCGCUUUCAAGAAUUAUUAAGUGGGAAAAGAUGGCUAGUACUUUCUCACGUCUCCUCGCUGGUCGGAAAACAGCUGUUCUCUUUGCAACAGUGAGCACGGGUGCCUUGACCACUGGAUACUUGUUGAAUCAGCGGAAUUUGAAAGCCGGAUUCCUUGAGAGAAGAAAACUGUUUCCUCCAAGCGCAGACUAUCCUGAUCUUCGUAAACACAAUAACUGCAUGGCUGAGUGCCUCACACCAGCAAUCUAUGCCAAUUUGAGGGACAAGAUGACUCCCAGUGGCUAUACACUGGAUCAGUGCAUCCAAACUGGUGUUGACAAUCCAGGCCAUCCUUUCAUUAAAACAGUGGGCAUGGUCGCUGGAGACGAAGAAUCUUAUGAGGUAUUUUCUGAGAUUUUUGAUCCAGUGAUCAAAGUGAGACACAAUGGUUAUGAUCCAAAACUCAUGAAGCACCACACUGACCUGGAUGCCUCCAAGAUCACACAAGGGCAAUUUGAUGAACGCUAUGUCUUGUCAUCCCGUGUACGUACUGGUCGCAGUAUUCGGGGACUGAGCCUACCUCCUGCCUGUUCUAGGGCAGAAAGGAGAGAGGUAGAAAAUGUUGUAGUCACAGCUUUGGCUGGAUUAAAAGGAGAUCUUGCUGGAAAGUAUUACAGCCUAACUACAAUGUCAGAGAAAGAACAACAACAGCUUAUUGAUGACCAUUUCCUGUUUGAUAAACCAGUGUCCCCUUUGCUUACAUGUGCUGGGAUGGCCCGUGAUUGGCCAGAUGCCAGAGGAAUCUGGCACAACAAUGACAAAACGUUUCUCAUCUGGAUUAAUGAAGAAGACCACACCAGGGUGAUUUCCAUGGAAAAGGGAGGAAACAUGAAACGAGUCUGUGAAAGAUUUUGCCGUGGACUAAAGGAGGUCGAAAGGUUAAUUAAAGAACGAGGCUGGGAGUUUAUGUGGAAUGAACGCAUCGGAUACAUUCUGACCUGUCCUUCCAAUCUGGGAACUGGAUUACGUGCAGGAGUUCAUGUCAAGCUUCCCAAGCUCAGCAAGGACCCUAGAUUUUCAAAGAUCCUGGAGAACUUGAGAUUACAAAAGCGUGGCACUGGAGGUGUAGACACAGCUGCUGUAGCAGACGUAUAUGAUAUCUCCAACCUAGACCGCAUGGGCCGAUCAGAGGUGGAACUUGUUCAGCUAGUCAUUGAUGGUGUCAAUUAUAUGGUUGACUGUGAGAAGAAGUUGGAAAAAGGUCAAGACAUCAAGAUACCGCCACCACUGCCACAGUUUGGAAAGAAGUGAACCCAU